AUGCAUCAUUCGUCGUCGAGCGCGCUCGUUCGCGGUCAAGCAAAGUCGGUGCGAAACUUGACGCGAAAGACGCGGUUGGAACAAAAAUGCGAAGCCCGCAAGCGCCGCGCAACAUCUGAUGUGCUCAUGACGUUCUUCCAGCCCGACGAAGUGCGCCAGAGCCGCCACGUCGAGCUGACGACCGAGAUGAUGGACGGUUUGCCGCUGCUUGUCGUCUCCAAGAAGGGCAACGUCGGCACCAAAUGGCUCUUUCUCGAUGGGACCUUGACCAAAAGCUCACUCAGGUGGUCCUACUUCGGCAAACCGUCGAAACCACGAUUCAAAGGCGUCGAAAAGCAGUCCACGGAGCUGAGCUCUAUACUUGACGUGACGCCGUAUACGGACGCCUUGCCUGCUGGCUACAAGAACUUGGCGCGGCUGCGCGCCCAUCACGAGAAGCACCUGACCCUUCGCACCAAAAAGACUACAACGCCAAUCGAUGGGACCGAC
Messenger RNA from Saprolegnia parasitica CBS 223.65, 489 nucleotides. RefSeq lists its product as hypothetical. The annotation marks the transcript as partial. The transcript has 2 exons. Lineage: Eukaryota; Oomycota; Saprolegniomycetes; Saprolegniales; Saprolegniaceae. The record is from RefSeq and is a predicted model, not a curated record.